CCCAUACUGGUAUUCAUUAUAAUCUUUUGUAGACCCACUUGUCAGUGGGCACUGCCCCUAGAAGCGGCUUCUUGACCAGAGAAGAUGCGCUCAGCCGUUCUACAACGCGGCCAGGCGCGGCGAGUGUCUUGCCGGGUUCGGGCGGAUGGUUCGGGCGUGGAUUCGCUGCCCUCGACCAGCGCCAGCAGCAGCGCACGCCCUCUCAUUGAUCGCCGUCAGCUCCUGACCGGUGCUGCUGCGUCGGUCAUAACCUUCGUUGGCUGCCCUUGCCCCCUGUGCAAGCCUGGGGAGGCAAAGGCCGCAGCUUGGAACUAUGGCGAAGUUGCGGGUCCGCCAACCUGGAAGGGUGUGUGUGCGACGGGCAAGCGCCAGUCGCCCAUCAACAUCCCGUUGAACACAUCGGCGCCGAAGGUCGACGCGGAGAUGGGCGAAUUCGAUUUCGCCUACGGCAGCUUCGAGAAGUGCGACGUGCUGAACACGGGACACGGCACCAUGCAGGUGAACUUCCCCGCUGGCAACCUGGCGUUCAUUGGCAACAUGGAGCUGGAGCUGCUGCAGUUCCACUUCCACGCGCCCUCGGAGCACGCCAUGGAUGGCCGCCGUUACGCCAUGGAGGCGCAUCUGGUGCACAAGAAUAAAAGCACCGGCAACCUAGCUGUGCUGGGCAUUAUGCUGGAGCCCGGCGGCCUGAUCAAGAACCCGGCGCUGUCCACUGCUCUGGAGGUGGCGCCCGAGGUGCCCCUGGCCAAGAAGCCCUCGCCCAAGGGCAUCAACCCCGUCAUGCUGCUGCCCAAGAAGAGCAAGGCCGGGACACGGCCGUUCGUGCACUACCCUGGCUCGCUUACCACGCCCCCGUGUUCGGAGGGGGUGGACUGGUUUGUGUUCAUGCAGCCCAUCAAGGUGCCCGACAGCCAGAUCCUGGACUUCAUGCGCUUCGUGGGCGACAACAAGACAUACGCCACCAACACGCGGCCACUGCAGCUGCUCAACAGCCGCCUGGUCGAAUACGAGCUGUGAGCGGACACGAGUGUGCUAGGGUCAGUGAGCAGCGUGUGAACAUGAAGAUUACAAGUUUGCUGACAGAGAGCGGGCGGAGUGCCCAUGCAUCGCAUCGUAACAGCCCGCGAAGUACGACUUAACAUGACAUAAAAGUGCAAUGCGCAUAUUGACUGGUUUGGCCCACGGUGGGGAAGGCGUACGCGCGGUUCCAUCAAGCAGCCUUUGGGGAGGCAUCGCCUUGCACGCACUUGCCGUAUGUAGGCGUGCUGGUGAAUGAGGUAUGGGGCGAGAGACCCGCGAACUAAACUUAAGUAGAUUACCCAUGUAUCCUUUAUUUGGCUUGCGUGCCCUCUCAAUUGGGGCACCGAUGCAGGGGCUGGAAGGCCCCGUGUAACACAUGACACUC
Molecule: messenger RNA, 1405 nt
Organism: Chlamydomonas reinhardtii
Lineage: Eukaryota; Viridiplantae; Chlorophyta; Chlorophyceae; Chlamydomonadales; Chlamydomonadaceae
Exons: 6
Coding region: 85-1017 (310 amino acids)
Molecular function (GO): zinc ion binding; carbonate dehydratase activity
Source: RefSeq, a predicted model, not a curated record